Molecule: messenger RNA, 843 nt
Organism: Anthostomella pinea
Lineage: Eukaryota; Fungi; Ascomycota; Sordariomycetes; Xylariales; Xylariaceae
Source: the annotation of a GenBank genome assembly
AUGGUGCCGUUCCUCCCAGCCGACCGUCCCGCCACAUUGACGCCGUCGCCCUCCCGCGAGGACCUUAUCCCCGCUCCCGAAAGCUACGGCGCCUUCGGGACCCUCCCCUUUGAGAUCCGCCGACAGAUCCUCACCGAGGCCUUCGGCAACCGCACGCUGCACCUGAGUCUGUCCGCUCAGGUGCGCGCACACAGGCCUUCUCCCGAGGCACCCACGCAAACGCAUUGCGGUCUUGGCGCCGAGCGCGCCACCUUUCCGCGGGCUUCUCCGCGCUGCUGGCGCUGGUUCAGCUGCGUGUGCCAUCGCCGCGCCGAGUGGACGGACGAGGAGGUCGAGCGGACCUUCUCGCGCAGGAUCCACGUCGGCGGUGACCGGUGUCUGCAGGGGCUGCUGUGCGCGUGCGAGGCGUGGGAGGGCGAGGGGCCGGGCAAGUGCUUCGUCGGCGCUUUGGGUUGGCUGCGGAGCUGUCGGCAGGCAUAUGUCGAGGGUGUCGAUGUCCUGUACGCGGCCAACACCUUCCACAUCUCGAUGGUGCUGCAGGCCUUCCCGAACCUCCGCAGUCUCCACAUCCUGCUGUACGGUUGGAUAUCGCCGUACUCCCCACGGCCCGCGGACGACUUCGAGCUCAGGGCUGCGGAGACCUUCGUUCUGGGCCCGGUCGAGGACAUGCUGCGCGCAAUGGGCCCGGGGAUAGAGUUUAAUAUUGCGAUUCCCAAGUCGGGCUGGAGGGAUUUGAGGGAUAAGUAUCUGAGGGCGGAUUCUUUAUUGAGACUUGAGUUGGACGGGCCUUUUAAUGGGCGGUUCUGGAAGGCGCUGGAUGGUGGUGGUGAGUUCGGCUAUUGA